AUGAAGAGAGCAUUCCUCCUCACGGCCCUCAGCGGCUUAAGCCUCGCUGCGCCCCGACCCCAAGACGAACCCGAACCCGCAGAACCAAGCGAACCCCCGCCAUCCUCCUCAAUCCAAUGCGCUCCCCUCCCCUCGCCCUGGCCCUCCUACCAAGCCUACCCAGCCCAAAGCUCCCUCCCAGACCCCUUCCUCCCUCCCAUCUACAUGACAACAGCCGGCUCCGACGGCGCCUCCGCCGCCGACAUAAUGUCCGGCAAGGGAAAAAACCGCAUUCAAACCCCGCAAGAAUGGUACGAAUGCCAACGGCCGCAACUCCUCUCCAUGCUGCAAGAGUACCAGUUCGGGUACUACCCGGACCACGCAGCCGAGACUGUCACGGCCACGCGCACGGGGAAUAACCUCGCCAUCAGCGUCGCGGCGGGUGGGAAAACGGCCAACUUUGCUGCUAGCGUGCAACUCCCUUCGGGAACGGGCCCGUUCCCUGUUGUUAUAGCCAUAGGCGGCAUGAAGAACCAACCGUACCUCCAGGCGGGGAUAGCUGUCGCAGAGUUCAACUACGUCUCCGUCGCCGCAGACAGUAACGCCAAGUCCGGCGCCUUCUGGCAACUCUACAGCGGCAAGGACAUCGGCGUCCUCACGGCCUGGGCAUGGGGCUUCCACCGCGUCCUCGACGCCAUCAACCAGACCGUCUCCGAGAUCGACCCCACCCGCGUCGGCGUCACGGGCUGCUCAAGGCUAGGAAAGGGAGCCCUCGCCGCCUCCCUCUUCGACGAACGCAUCACCCUCUCCAUGCCCAUGUCCUCAGGCGUCCAAGGUUUCGGCCCUUAUCGCUAUUUCACACUAUCCGGCCAGGGCGAGAACUUGGAUAACUCCAAGGAGGGCGCGGGAUGGUGGAGUAAUAGUCGGCUCGGAGAGUUCGUGGGCCAUCACGAGAAUCUGCCCUUCGAUGCGCAUACUAUCGCUGCUGCUAUUGCGCCGAGGGCCAUUGUUGCUGAUCAGGGCGUGGGCGAUCAGUUUGUUAAUUCGAAAGGGUCGUCGACCGUUAUUUAUCCUGCUGCACAGGUGGUUUAUGAUUUCUUGGGGGCGAGCGAUAAGCUUGCUAUUGCGAUUCGGCAGGGUGGACACUGCGAUAUGAGCGGAUACGACAACGUUCUCCCCUACGUCCGCCACAUCCUCCAAGACGAGCCCCUCACAAGGGACUACCACGAUCUCGGCAGCUAUGGCUCGGCCUUGGCCGAGUCCUUCCCAUGGUCUGCUACGGCUCCCAAGGCCUCCGCCUGA
Messenger RNA from Scedosporium apiospermum, 1281 nucleotides. RefSeq lists its product as uncharacterized. NCBI's taxonomy places the organism in Eukaryota, Fungi, Ascomycota, Sordariomycetes, Microascales, Microascaceae. The coding region runs from base 1 to 1281 and encodes 426 amino acids. The transcript has 2 exons. The record is from RefSeq and is a predicted model, not a curated record.